AUGACGUCAAUGCCGGGGGAACCCCUCGUCAAUAACUACAAAAUUCCCACUUGGUAAAAGCGAUUCCUACUAAUUGCUCCUUUUUAGGGCUGGGAAACCUCCGACAGGCCUACAUCUUGAUGUUAUGAAAGAGGGCAAGUUAGUUCAGGUAACCAAAGUAACCUCGAUUUUUUUGCCUGAGUUGUACUUAAUUUUGCACUGCAUCUGGUUAGAAUCCUUACCUAGAAUAAGCGUAUGUGAAGGCUUAUGAAGGAUUUCGCGGUUUUCGUUAUGUUCAGCCGCCGUAUUCUUGUAUUAACUCACUCUGCGUGUGCCGAGUUGAGUGUUCCUCCGCACACAGCUGAAAGCAGCAGAAUAAGCAACUAUGUAGUACCCGAGUAGCUGUCUUCUUAACUUUGUCUGACAAGGGACCUUCUAAAGUCGGCAAUCCUCAUACUUUUUCCAACGACUGCCCAGGUUAAACGGAGUCAGAGUCCACUUUCAUCUCUCCGACAUCCAAUUCGUCGACACAGUCAGACAGUAUAGAAUGAUGACUUUUACGCAAAGUUUAUUAAUAUAGCUCGAACCAGAAGAUAGGUAGAGUAGGAAAAGUAAACAACUCGGUAGUGUCCACACGGUCGUGGACUUGCAACUUUCAAUUGGUGGGUCUGUCCAAGGUCACAUCCGGCGCGCUGUCCUACCCUUGGCUCACCUCAGGCGGUCCUCGCUCACAGGCAAUCACUUCAAAUCCAAAAGGAAAACAACAACGCAAUAACAAACGUUAUGUAAAGUGUAUACAGAACAUUCAAACAAGUAUAUUUGUCCGGGAUUAGCACUUUGCACUUGUUUAUAUAUGUCUGAAAAUAUUUAAACACAGUGCCGCUAAUUUGCUUAUUUUUAUUGGUUACAGAAACUCAUGAUCGAUGAAAAGAGUUGCUACUUCUUUGGUCGUAACCGCCAACUAUGCGACUUUUCAGUCGACCACCAGUCCUGCUCCCGUGUCCACGCAGCACUUGUUUGGCACAAACACUUAAAUCGCGCCUUUAUUAUUGAUUUGGGGAGCGUACAUGGGACCUUUAUCGGCAAAAUACGUCUGGAGGCCGACCGACCUCAACAGGUAUUACGCCGUCCCUACUGUUUGCUUUCCGGCAAAUAGUUGCGUACAUUCAUGCCGUUUGUUUAUCUUUUCCACUCCUUUACUCUGCGGCCUCCAUUGUUCCGUUACUAAAGCUUUCUUUUAGUCUAAGUUUGUACUCGAUAUACUCUUCAUUUCUGCUAUUAUAUUAACUGGUUUUCUGUAAGUUUAUAGCGGAUGUUCCCGGUAGUUUUAUCUUAUGCUAGGCGUCCUACUACCUACUGCUCAUCGUUAUUUUCUCUAAAUAUUAAGGUCACACAGGUGUCUGUUACAUGUAUACAACAUUUUAUUUUGAUUCCGGCUGCUAUCCCGUCCCAUUGGGCCCCAAUUUGGUUGCUGAUGAAAGUCUUGACCAGCUUUAUGAAAGAUUUUCGAACCCGUUUCAACUUCCAGCCCCAUUCGACAAACCAAGGCCUGGGACUGAACCUCGACACGGGCGUGUUUGGGACGGUCAGUAAUAAUCACGCCGUUAUUUUCGUUAUGGAGGGUGCCUUUCUGUCGCAUACCUCGUUCGAACCCAGAAAACAAUCCUAGGGCGUUUAUGAGCGGUGCCGCGCAAUAUCAUUCGAUAGCAACGUAGUAAAGUGCCAGAGAGGCUUUCUGACGUAAGAAGGCGGAUCAUACUAACUGGCUUUCAUAGGCAGUUUGAGUCGCAUAUUUCAUUGCAGCAGAUUGCUUGGUUUUUUUGACUGAUUGCGUACAGUAGUAGGUCUCUACCAACCGUCCAGUUAGCAGGCAUACACAACCACUAGUCUUGGAUUCUUGGCAGUCAAAGUCUCCAUUUACAGUUGUUUAAAUGUCAAUUAACGCUAGUAGUGUCGCCUUAGUUCAAAUAUUCCCUUCUGCGCUGGUAACGAGCACGGCCGUCUGCCGCAUAUGAAAUCGACCGAAGUGCCAGUAAGCAAGUGUGAAUCAGUGGUGCAGGACCGAUAGUUUGAAAUUCAAAUUAAAUGCCAUCUAAUGUCAUUGAUUGCCGAGGCAUUAAUCCUUGAACGAACAGGCCGCUUUCCUAGCCACGUCGUGGCCAGUUGGCGCAGAAACAGGUCAGUAAAUAAUGAGGAUCAUAUCAGCAGGUAUGACUUGUCGAUUAUGAAAUUUGUCGUAUCGAACCUCUGUAUGAUGUGGUCACUCAGCCUAUUAUAAAAGGUCUGUCCCGAGUACGUGCUUAUACUGUGCAGGCCAUACGAGAGACCCAAACAAUCUCUAGCCAUUGCGCAUUUAGCUUUAGCAUUCAUGAACGUGCAAAUGCAAAAGAGGCCAUUAAAAUCACUGACCAAUCUGCCAACAUAAACAUUGCUCCGAUCACACUUACCAUACCCGACUCAACUGGGCUCUAUGCUAUACCUUAGCCGCACCACGGCUCACUGCCUUCCAUCAAAGUUUGUCAGGACUAUGACUCUACUUCAGGUCCACUU
Molecule: messenger RNA, 2529 nt
Organism: Spirometra erinaceieuropaei
Lineage: Eukaryota; Metazoa; Platyhelminthes; Cestoda; Diphyllobothriidea; Diphyllobothriidae
Source: the annotation of a GenBank genome assembly